Bursaphelenchus xylophilus (pine wood nematode) is the source of this 669-nucleotide messenger RNA. The record is from the annotation of a GenBank genome assembly. Lineage: Eukaryota; Metazoa; Nematoda; Chromadorea; Rhabditida; Aphelenchoididae.
AUGGAUCCCCGUGCCUCCAACAAUUCAGAUGAUGAACUCGACGACUCGCUUUACAAUGAGUUUGAGCAAGCCUGUGCUUCUGUCUCUGGCCUUUUCAAACAACCCAAUUGGCGUACCUUCCAGACGGCUGCCGUCCACACAACCCAAUUGUACAAGGCAGGAUCAGAAGCUUCGAAAAGAGCAUAUGAGAAAGGAAUGCAUCAAGGACGACUUCAGUUGGCCAAAGAAUUGUUGGCUUUGAAGAGAUAUGGCGCGAAGAUUGAUGCUGGAGAUGUGUAUAAUAUCUUGCAGAAGUAUGCCCUCCUUCCGAAUGAUUAUGGGAUUCCGGCGAGACAAAGAAGAAUGACCAAUCAGAACGAUGGAGGGGUCACUCAGGCCGUGUCUUUGUUUCAACAGGUAAGAGUACCUUUAUUUUGAAUUUGUUUUGUUUUUAGGACGACGGGACUUGGGCCAGUUUGAAAGCUUUUGCUAUUAAUGGAAAUAUUUUGUCUAGAGCAUUUAUUUUAGGCUUUGAACCCACCCAACGCCUCUCCAAACUCCCAUCACCGUCCUGCCGAGCUCAACACUUUCCUCCACAAUCAAGUUCUCAGACACCGGAAACGAAAUCACUCACCCAUGGACUCGACUAACAUCCCCAACAAUCAUUUCAACAAGAGGAAGCGAUUCUAG